CUCGGCAUUAAGCAAAUGGGAUUCUUAGAAAAAAACAAGCCGUUAAAAUCUUCAAAAACUCCAAUACCUAUUAAUCCAUCUUGGUGCGAUAUCUUGGAAACAUACAUUGCCACUUAUUCAUCACAAGAGUUGCACGAGAGCAUUCAAAAUAUUUCAUUGUUUCUUAAAAGUGCUGAUGCAACUUGGGAACAACAAUGCCAAUAUCUAAGAGCCAUCGAAAAAUCUUUACCAUCCAAGAAAUCUAUUCGCAAUCCAACUUUAAAUAAAAUAAACCUUUCAUCUAAUUUUACUUUUCAAAUCGAAUCAAUUCUUGAACCAAUAAUUGUAAGGAUAUAUUUUACUUCGAUAGAACCUUUAGCAAAGCAACGUUGUGUCCCAAUAUUUGAUUCUUGCUAUUUUUUGUCGACAAAAUUACCAAGUAACCAUAAUGUAGAAUCAAUAAAGUCUUUUAAUUUUGAUUCGGAUAAUAAUAUGGUUAUGGAAUUCUCAAAAGAAUAUCCCAAGUACAUAACUCACGAUAAUUAUACAACACAAACAUUGUGUCAAAAGGAUUGUUUAAUGAUUAUAAUGAAGCGAGUGAAAAAUGAAUUGGAAGGAAGUAACGUGUUAGAAAUGUGUCAAAAAGAAUCAAACUCAAUCAAUGAUAUUGCAAUAUUUUCUAAUUCACUCAUAUUCACUCAACAUAUGAAUGAUGCUCAACACGUAAUAAAAACAUUAUUAGCUUUGCUGUCGAGGUUUGAGAAGAUUCUAAGGCCAAAGUUUGGGUUGAUUAAAGAAAAUUGUAAUGAUAAUUCUGUAGAGUUAUCAAAAGUUAGAGACCUACUUAAUGGAUGCAUUACUAUAUGUUCUGACGAAAUAUAUAUUAAAGAUGUAAGGCAAUUGACUGGAAUGACGUUGGCUGCAAUCUUAAACCUAUUAGGUCCAUUUCAAUAUGUAAACGAUUUAGUUUUACUAUUGUUCUUCGUAUGGCCAAUCACUCGAGAACAAGAGUCAUUAAUCUUGUCAUUGUUAAGAAUUCAAACUUCAACUGCACAGAUAGUGGAGCAUGGGUGGCAAGGCGAAUAUCCGACGAUGUUAGUCAUAUGCCGAGGAUUAUUAUCUAAUCUAUCACGAGCUUGUCUUAUACAUCAUAUCUCAAAUUUCGAAUCAAAAAUUCCUAUAUUAAGUAAUUGCAAACCAUCAUCACUCCAUCAUAUAUUAUUCUUGAGUAUUACUUAUUUUUGUGAUAAUGCGAUUACUUCUCAAACAAAAAUUUCUGCAUUUGAAACAAUGGGAUUGUGGCUUCAAGAAACCGAAGUUGUCUUGAGAGAUUCUAACAUCGAAAAUAAAGAAGCUUUAGAAAUUCAAGCUAUAUUUGAUUCUCAGAAUUUAGAUAAAUUAAUGUCUUACGUUUGGAAUAAUUGUGAUGACCCUCUUGAUGCUAUACAAUACAAGGUGAAGACAAUCUUUGAAAAAUUAUUAGAUAUUUUAAAUAUCAAGAGAAAAUAUGAAAGCACAGACGAGUUUUAUAAUCAGUCCUUUAAUAAUUUGUUAAGACAAUUAUUAGCGAUGGAUCCAUAUCGUAAAGUGAAAUAUGUAUUGUUACUUUUACUAUUACCUAGAGUGGGAACAAAUGCAUUUCUUAAGAUUCAAGCUGACUUUGUGUGGCAGACUUUAGAGGUAUUACACAAUACGACAAUUGCGCCACGGUCUUCCCAAUUGCUUGCGAUUUUUUUUGAGCAGUCCUUAAAAGAGUCACUAGGUACAUCUAUUGAACAAAUUGACUCUAACAAUGAAAAGAAAAAAAGUUCUGAUACACAGAAAGAGGCUGUAACUAAUGAUUGGAUUAACAUAUGGUUAGCGCCUCCUUUAUUCAAAAUUGAUUCGUUAUCAUUCUGGAAAGUCUUGAAUAUAAUUAAAUAUGAGAGAUUAUCAAAUGGUUUUGUGAAAGAUGAACAUUAUCGAUUAAAUGCGUUAAUAACAAUCACUAAAGUUGCCAGAUCGUUGGAUUUAGUUGAUGGUAAAAUGCUGAUCGAAGAUAAAUCUGAUUCACUUGAUGAUAAAAAGAUCAAACUACAAUCUCUUCGUAAUGCGAUAUAUCAUAUAGAUCCAAAUCUUCGAAUUGACCUUCUUGGUUUAAUUAGCGAAUCUCAAAAAUCAAUAACGGAAGUGACAUCAACUGAACUUUCACUUUUAAAAUCAUUUUUCGAAUUAAAUCUAAAUUCAACUUCUCCUGAAUUUAGACAGAAGAUGUGUGGGCAUUUAAAUAAAUUAUUUUCUAGACUUCAAGGGAAUUUGUAUGCUCAAUGGAGAGAUUAUAAAUCUCUUUUGAAAUAUAUAGAAAAUAGCGGCUCCACCAUCGAGAAUACCAAAGUCUCACAAGCACUAUUGGAAGCAGAGCAAUUAAAACGAAAGAUCGAUAUUUCGCAAAAUUUUUUAAAUUGGUUAAUUGAAUUAUUGGUUGCUUCAUUGUAUCCUGGUGCAUCGUUUCAAAGAGUAUCAUCUGCCCUUAAAAUUUUUAUCAUAUUAAUCAAAACAUUUGGUCUUGGUAAUGAAUCUUCACUUACAAAAGAAUUUGUAAAUAAAAAAAAUGAAUCAACAACUUUUCCUUUUCAGCUUCCGUUUGCCACAGCCAGAAAUGUAAAAUUAAUUUUAAAUUGUCUAAUGAAUCCGUUUGAUGAAAACCGAAUGCUAUCAUAUGAAAUACUCGAAAUGUUUCCUUCUCCGUUACCAGGAAUUGAAUCAAUUGAUGAUGUACAGGAAAUUUUAUUUUGGGCAUUUCAGUCAAUGACGAAUACGAGAGCUGGUGAAAGCGAUAGUGGUGCUACAAUAUUUAGUCUAAUAUUUUCAAAAUACGUGUUGAAUCUUGAAUAUGAUUUGGACGUAGAAUUGGAUAAAGGCCCUCCUGUUUCCUCUUUGGGCUUGGAAGUUAAUGAUAAAUCAACUGCAUUUAUUGGGAAAUUAAUUGUGCUUUUAGAAAAGCAAAUUAAAAUUGCAUCUCAAAACUUACUACUUGCAUCUCAAAAAUAUCCAAUGCACGGAACUUUACUCGCACUUCAAUAUAUAUUUAAAAAAUUGGAUUACAAUUCCACAAUCAUAAAGUCGAAUUUGACAGAAUGGCACUUUGUUCAUGACAAAAUUAUCUCGCUGAUUAAUCAAGCAUGUCAAAUAGUACUUGAAGUGUUGUCAAAUCCAUCACCUGAAGGAAAUGUACCGGCAUCGUUUCAAGAGAUGGAGGAGGCUAUUGAUGAAUUGGUUUAUUCAAGCGACAAUGGAGUUGUGGAAAGUGACGAAGGUCCUAAACAUCAAGUCAUAUUAAGUUGUUGCUGGAGAGCUGUGAAAGAAGCAAGAGCGCCAAUGGCUAUAACUUUAAUAGAUAAUAAAGCAAUGCUUAAUUAUGAGCAAGUUCGAAAUGGAGGUGCAUUAUUUCGAACGUUGUUGACAUCUAUACGCCAUAGAGGAGCAUUUUCUGCAGUGUACCCUGGAUAUGUAUCAGUCUGUUCUCGAUUGCUAGAUUCACCGCAAAUCGAGUUUACUGAGUUGCCUAAAACGUGGCUUAAGGAAGACAUUUGCGCAAUAACAACAAAUUCAAUAUCAAUAACUCGUCGAAGUGCUGGCCUUCCAUUAUGUAUCUUGGCAAUAGUUAGUAGUGAACCAUGUACUCAAAAAGCACUACUUCCUUGGGCCAUGAAAGUUUUACUAAACAUCGGUUCCCAAAAAGCUUCAACCGAUGGCGACAUUGAUCAACAAACUGUUGAUUUACCUCAAGUUCAUGCUUUUAAUAUUUUAAGAACGAUAUUUAUGGAUGCGAAAUUAGGUGCAGACGUUUUACCUUAUGUUUCUGACGGAUUUAUGUUGGCCAUUAAUGGGUUUUGUUCAUCUAGUUGGGCCAUUCGAAAUUGCUCAGUAAUGCUAUUUUCUACGCUUUUGCAAAGGACUUUUGGAACAAAGAAAACAAAAGAUGAACAUCAUUCUAUUAACAAAUUAACUAGUCGCGAGUUUUUUUCAAGAUUUCCAAAAUUACAUCCGUUUUUAGUGGAUGAACUUACAAUUGCGGUUGAUCAGCUUAUAAAACCAACACAAUAUAAUAAAAUAGAAGUGCAUCCUGGACUUUAUCCAAUUCUUACAAUGUUAUCUCGAUUACAUCCAUCGUUAAUGGAAAGCUCAGUAUUGAAUAUGAAUCCUUUUGUGACACUUGUGAAGUCUUGCUGUUCUUCGCCAAUAUAUAAAGUACGAGAAAUGUCUGCAAGAUCACUUAUUCCAUUAAUCGCGUCACAAGAUUUAAUCCUUACUUGUGCCGGAUUAUUUAAUGCAUGUGAAAUAAGUAAUCAAAAUGAAUUACACGGGCGAUUAGUUCAAAUACAAUAUUUAAUGCGUGGACAUCUUAGUAGGAAUCUUACUGGAUUUGAUUUGACAAAGGAAUUUAUAAAUAAAAUGGAAUUAAUGAUAAUGCCAAAGAUUCCUGUAAUUUGUUAUCAAAAUCCUUGUGAAAUUACGAAAUCCUUAUUUUUGGAAAUAAUGAAUGAAUUUAUAUUUGAUUCUAAAUGGAUACUUAACGAACAGGACAAGCGGAAGCGAUCCGAAUUAUUAACUUUGAUGGAAGAAAAGUUUGCAAAAAUGAGACAAACCAUAUUUGAUCUAUCUUUAUUCAAUCUUUUUGACAAAUCCAACGCUACUCUGAAAAUUGGAAACUUUCUAACCCGACAACAAAUGGCAAAAGUGGUUAUUAAAUCACUGUUGAGUCAAGAUACAAUUGAAAAGAAUGAGAUUAUAGUAAAAAUUUUGAGUGACGAAGAAUAUGAAAUUAGACUUAUUGCUCUGGAAACGCUUUUUGAAUAUUUUCUUGAAAUGGGCAUUACACAUAUUGAUACAAGUAGCAUCAUAUCAGUAAUUCAGUCAAAAUUAAUCAUGAUGAUAUACCAUGGAGAACAAUAUCCUAAGUGUUUCCAGCUCGUAAUAGAAUUACUUGUAUUAAUCAACUCGGAUUAUCCACUUCCAAAAUCCAAUUUAAUAUCAUCACAACAAUCUUCUUCUAAGUUCGAAUUGGAAGAAUUUUGGAAAAAAUUGUUCUGGUAUAUGGAAGAAUCCAAGAGCUCAUCCAUAAUUGAAGCUACAAUACCGCUCUUAGGAACUUUGACGGCUGAAAUAUGGGACAAAACAUCAUUAUCACAUGAAUUCAGGUCCUUGAGUUUGAAAAAAUGGGCUGAAUAUAUAAACAAAAAUACUAAACCUGAAAUUACUUUGACAUUGCGUGAGGCGGCUACAAAAUCCAUACAAUUAUUUAGUAGACUUCUAUUUAAAAAAGAAACUGUAUUCACUAAUAAUGACGAUAUGCAAUAUUUUAUAUCUUUAUAUGUUGUUCUCAUUCGGCUUACUCAGGAUGAUGACAUUGAUUUACGUCGGACUGCUGCGUUAAUUGUAUCUGAAGCUAUGGGUUUGGAGGAUCCAGUUGGUUGUGAUAGGGCGCAAGAAUUUUGUUAUGAGUAUAUGACCAACCAAUAUUCUGGAUCACUUCAUUUAUGCGUAGCGUUAUUACAAAUAUUGGCAGGUGAUGUUAAGCCAGAUGAGAUAUUAAAGUCAGAGAUGGCACCAUCUAGAGUUCUGUUUGCUAUAGAGAAUCCAAAUAUAUAUAAGGAAGAUUUGGUUGAUAUUCAAUUAGCUUAUAAGUAUCUACGAACGGUCAUAAAAAAGGAAAGAAAUAAAUUAGAAUUUCCUGACAUGUUUAGGAAGGAUAUUCCAAGGUUUUGUGUCCAACAAUUAGGUAUAGUAUGCGAGUUUGUAAGUACGCGUGAAGUACAGACCAAUAAGAAUGGGCCGCUUGGCUUUACUUCACUUCCCAAUGUGUUUACUGUUAUGUAUAGAGUAAUAAUAACAGUUUUGGCGAUGAUUGAACUUGUAUCAGACACAGAAAACAUUCUGAAAGAUAUCCAAAUAAUAAUUGAUAAAUUAAUUCAAGAUAAAAUACAAUUACAUCCAUUACUUAAUGACUUAUUAUUUGGGGAAUUGAGUCAAAAAUGCUUUAACACUAUUACGAAAGGGAAAGAUAAAGAUGACAAUGAGUUUAUGAUGUUUGUAAAAGAGUUUGAGAAGUUGUUUUUAUUGACUACUCA
Molecule: messenger RNA, 6089 nt
Organism: Dentiscutata erythropus
Lineage: Eukaryota; Fungi; Glomeromycota; Glomeromycetes; Diversisporales; Gigasporaceae
Source: the annotation of a GenBank genome assembly